This is a messenger RNA of Pisolithus orientalis, 506 nucleotides long. RefSeq lists its product as uncharacterized. The record is from RefSeq and is a predicted model, not a curated record. Lineage: Eukaryota; Fungi; Basidiomycota; Agaricomycetes; Boletales; Pisolithaceae. Bases 111 to 365 code for a protein of 84 amino acids. The transcript is spliced from 2 exons.
UAUGUUAUGAAGGCUGCAGACGUAGACACAUACUGCGUGAGUUAGGAUGGGGGCUUCAUCAGGAAGCGAAUAGAUGGUUUAAACCUGUUUAAACGUGUCACUGAUUGGUCAUGCUGAUGUUAUGCCACAUAUGGAUCACUCUCUGCUGUGGUUUUCUUGGGACCUACCUGUCGUUCUCAUCUUUUGACAAACAUACACAUGUUCACUUCAUUUCUAUGUCUGAAGUUGUCGCUGGGUACUGUUUCUUAUGCAUGUUGCAGACGGGAAGCCAAAGGGGCACAGUACAUCGAACGAGGAUGGUGUGGCCGCCUCAGAAGAAUAGGCAUUACUCGCCGUCCUCAGAGUCAUCCGUGACGUGCAUCUAAUCCAAUUCUCAGACUCUCCUGGCCACUAAUUCACUAUUAUCACAUUCCUGCACCCAGGCGUGUCCGCAACCUCUUCCAAGUUCCUCCUCUUCCCCUACGUAGCUUCACACAUAUCCACUUCCACGGAACCUUGCCGCGCAC